AUGAAUUCGACAUGCUUGAUUAUGAAUCAACUUUCAAGUUCAAUUUCGUUGAAAUUUGCAUUGUUUCUCAAUCUUUCUCUGUGUUUUAUCGCGAUUCCAACGUUGUUCUGGGCUCUUUCUAAACUAUCAACUCUACAAUUGCAUCAUAACACAAAAAUUAUAAUGUCUGCACAUUUGUUUGGAUUUUUGUUGCAUUGUUCUGGUAGAGUAGUUCUUCAUUCAUUGGACCUUUUUAAUUACAUAUUUCGUGAUCCAUGUAAUAUGGUACCAUCAAUUUAUCGAUGUUUUGUAUUCCGACUUUUUUAUAAUAUUGGUUUGUGGAUCACAAAUUGCACUGUAUUUCCUUUGAUGAUUGAGAGAAGUAUCGCAACUUAUCGAAAUGGAUCUUAUGAAAAUAGUUCGAAAUUGAUUGGAAUUGGCUGUAUUGUUCUUCAUUUUAUCUUAACUGCUAUCCCAUUAUUGAUAGUAUAUUCGAAUUUGCGAUUUGAAGGUGUUUUCAUGCCUUAUUGUCAAGUUAUCAAACCCGCAUUUCCAACAGUUGCACAACUUAAUGGUGUUGUUUCAACAAUCGUUCAAUUAACAUGCCGAAUUAUUUUCAGUAUUCUAUUCAGAUUGAACCAGGUAUUUUCAGUAAAACACAACUCAAAAUGCACCUUUUCGUCAUUAUGUACUCUAUAGAAUGACAAUCAAAAUAACAUAAUUGCAGUUUAGAUCUAUGAAAUGAAAUAUGAACUUUUCAGAAAUGGCGUCAAAAAAGUUUGGAAGCUAAUUUGUCUACACGAUUCCAGCUUGAACAAAACAUCAAGUAAGACACAAACAUCACUAAAAUAUUGAGAAAAUCGUUUUUAGCACAAUGGAAAUUCUCAAAGUUUUCGCAAACUUGACUACUGUAGUUCAAACCUUCCAAACGGGAAGUUUUUUAUUACUUCUUCACACAUCAAAUUACUUUAACUUGACAAAUGAGAUCUAUAUUUCUUUGAUGGAAAGUGAGUUAUACCUACUAUUAAAAUUGUUUUUUAUUGGAAACUGUGAUUAAUUUUUCAGUAAACGCAAUAUUUCCAUUGUAUGGAAUUGUGACUGUGGCUAUUUUGACAAUGAAAAUUAAAAAGGUGAAACUUUUUAUUGUUUUUUUGAAAAAUUUUUCCCAGGUUGCAAAUAAUUGAGUGGGAACCUUAUAAUUUCUCAUAAUUUAGAUCCGCCUUCGUGUUCGCAGUAUUCUUAAAAAUCACGUCAAAACCGACCCAAACAUCUAUCUCAUUAAUUUUGAUCAACAAAUUGGUUCAGUGAAGCCAAAAAAAAGUUUAACAUCUAAUUUUCUAUGAGUCGUUUUCUAGUGUAUACUUAAACUUAUUAUUUAACACUUUUUUUGUCUUCUUGAUAAAAUAUUUUCUGAUUUGAAAAUGGAUAGUUCUCUAUGUCAAAAUGAAAUGUUUCCAUUGUCGAAGUCAUAUUAUCUCAAGUUUUCAUUAAUUUUCAAUAGUCUUAUUUCAAUUUUUACAAUUCCUUUGCUCAUUUGGACUUCAAAGAUGUUAUGGACAAUGAAAUAUGCAAAAUUAUUCCAUAUUAACUUUAGAAUUAUAAUCCAGAUGCACAUUUUUGGAUUUUUCAUUCAUUGUUUUGGAAGAUUAGUUCUUCAUCUUCUCGAUUUAUACAAUUAUAUUUUUCAAAAUGAAUUCUGCAAUAUGGUUCCGAAUAUUUAUAGAUGUUUCAUAUUCCGAUUUAUGUAUAACUCGGGUCUUUAUAUCACAAAUGCUACAGUAAUUCCUCUAAUAAUUGAGAGAUUUAUAGCGACAAGAAAAAGUCAAAACUAUGAGCAAAAAAGUUUGUUCAUUGGAGUAUGUCUAGCAAUUUUUCAAUUAUUAUUAGCUGCAAUUCCUUUGUCAUUUUUAUAUGCUAAUUUUACUUUUAAAGCAGACAUGUUUUAUUGCGUGGUAAGUCAAAUAAUUUGUACGAAUUGAUCAUUGAUGUUCCAAUUUUGCAGACAGCAAAAGCCUCAAAUCCUCUGACGGGACAAAUAAGUGGACUUAUCGCAAUUUCUGCUCAAAUAUUUAGCAGAAUAUUUUUCACAUAUCUUCUACGAAUCAAUAAAACUGCAAGAAGUCGUGAUCAAAAAUCAUCGCUUUCUCAUCGGUUUCAACUCGAGCAAAACUUGAGUUCAAUCAAUUUUCUCAAAAUAUUUUCAACAUUAUCCUCUUGUUAUCUUAUUUUCCAAAACUCUUGUUUUAUAACCCUUCUGCAUUUUGCUUCAUCAAUGCCUUCAGAAUAUUAUUAUGCCACUACAGAAUGUAAGUUUAUUGAUGAACUUUAAAACUUUUUGGUUAGAAGUAAUUAUUGAAUUAGAAAAGGCCAUGACAUUUAGUUCAAAUUAGGGGGUUAGGUUAGGUUAAUGUUAUUGAAGAAAAUGCACUUCCUUCUGAAGUUCUGUUCAAAAAUAUAAUAUUCCAGUGAAUGCCACGUAUCCUUUGUAUUCGAUAGUUACAAUUUGUCUAAUGUCAAUUUAUAUCCGAAAAAAUCGAACAAAAAUCAACAAUGAACUUUUGGCACACGUUCGAACUGGAAGUGAACACUACUUUUCGCAUCUAAAAAGGAUUUUGGACAAAUAA
Messenger RNA from Caenorhabditis angaria, 2603 nucleotides. The record is from the annotation of a GenBank genome assembly. NCBI's taxonomy places the organism in Eukaryota, Metazoa, Nematoda, Chromadorea, Rhabditida, Rhabditidae.